Molecule: messenger RNA, 1611 nt
Organism: Aureococcus anophagefferens
Lineage: Eukaryota; Pelagophyceae; Pelagomonadales; Pelagomonadaceae
Gene: ARS15
Product: putative arylsulfatase
Exons: 3
Coding region: 1-1611 (536 amino acids)
Source: RefSeq, a predicted model, not a curated record
AUGGGCGCGCGAAAAGCAUCCGGCGACAACGUCUUCGAGGCGCGGCGCGGCGACAACGCGAGCGCGCUCGCGGCCGCCGCGUCGGCCGACGACCGGCCGCACGUGUUCCUCAUCGUCGCGGACGAUUUGGGCUACGGCGACGUGUCGUACAACGGCGACGGUUCCCUGACGAACGCCGUCGCGACGCCCUACCUCGACCGCCUCGCCGCCGACGGCAUCACGCUGACGCGCUUCUACAGCCAGUGCGACUGCACGCCCGCCCGCGCCGCGCUCCUCACCGGCCGCUACCCGUCGAACACGGGCAUGCAGCACGAGGUCGUCACGGCCCAGUCGCAGUGGUCGCUGCCCCACGAGUUCGCGCUCCUGCCGUCGGCGCUGCCGGAGGGCUACCGGAAGCACGCCAUCGGCAAGUGGGACGUGGGCCACGCGCGGGCCGCGGACACGCCGACGGCGCGCGGCUUCGACUCGCACCUGGGCUACUACGGCGCCGAGAUCACCUACGACGAGCACGCCGCGCUCCGGAGCUGCUCCAACGGGACCAUCCGGGACAUGAACCACGACGGCGCGACGCUCGCGGCGACGGAGGACCGCUACUCGACGCACCUCUUCGCGGACCACGCGAUGGCGCUCGUCGACCGGGAGGCCGACGAGUAUAAGCUCUUCCUCUACCUCUGCUUCCAGGCCGUGCACCAGCCCCUGGCCGCGGACGCGGCGCUCGUGAAACGCUUCGCGGACGCGUUCCUCGACGAGUCGGACGCGGCGCGGUCGACCUUCGCGGCCGUCGCGCUCGAGCUCGACCGCGCCGUGGAGCGCUUCGUCGAAUUCACCAAGGCCCGGGGCGCCUACGACGACGCCGUCUUCUUCUUCAUGUCCGACAACGGCGCGACGCUGGCCCAGAGCGGCGGCGGCUCGAACUGGCCGCUCCGGGGGUCCAAGUUCACGGCCUACGAGGGCGGCGUGCGCGUGCCCGCCUUCCUCCACUCCGCGCGCGUGCCACCGGCGCGGCGCGGCGCGGCGCACGCCGGCCUCUUCCACGUCGUCGACGUGCUCCCGACGCUCGCGGCCUUCGCGGAGUCGGCGGACCGCGUGCCCGCGGGCGUCGACGGCGUCGACCAGCGCGACGCCGUGCUCCACGGCGCCGCCGCGCCGCGCACUGAGGCGCUGCUCCACGCCGACGACCUCGGCUACGAGCGGACGAGCAUGGGCUUCUGGACCGGCGCGUUCCUCCGCGGGCGGUACAAGGUCGUGAUCAACGCGACGGCCGCGGGCUGGUGCUCGCCGGACAGCGAGCGCUACCGCUACGACGCCAAGUGCUGGACGCUGCCGACGACGUACUGGGCCGACGUCCACGACGGCGCGGGGACCUACUCCCAGUACUUCAACGAGUCCUACCUCUUCGACGUCGUCGAGGACCCGUCGGAGCGCACGGACCUCCGGGCGGCCAUGCCCGAGAAGUACGCCGAGCUCGUCGACGCGUUCCGGGACGCGACGGCGGCCGCGCGCGAGACCCAGUACGUCGCGGACUGCUCCGAGGCGGCCGGCGGCGACUGCGACGCGCUCUACGAGACGUGGAUCCACGACGGCGCGUGCCUCGUGUCGCCCUGGCUCUAA